UAAUGUGCAGGCUGUGUGUGAUUCAAAGCUUAGAUUCAUGAACAUUGUAGCAAAAUGGCCAGGCAUCACACCUGACUCUUUCAUUCUAGAAAACAGUGCGUUGAAAGAUAUGUUUGAGAGGGGUGCAAUUCCUGAGGGGUGGCUUCUUAGGGACAGCGGCUACCCCCUGCGGCCUUGGCUGCUCACUCCAGUGCUGAACCCAACAACCAGACCGGAGGAGAGAUACAAUGCGUCUCACAUCAGGACAAGGAAUACCGUGGAGCGCAGCUUCGGAGUCCUAAAAUCAAGAUUUAGGUGCCUCGACACAAGUGGAGGAUCUCUCUUUUAUUCACCCACGAAGGCAUGCAGAGUUACGCUGGCUGUUGCAGUUCUGCACAACAUGUGUAUUAACAAUGGAGUCCCCAUUCCGGCGGACAGUGUCGAUGCCCGUAACAGAGGACGAAUUGGGCGCCCCCAGUACAUUGGUCCCAUCAACGACGGAGUGACAGUGAGAAACAGACUCAUCAACGGACGAUUUGCUUAAAUUUGUACAUGUAUCUAUUUUAUCAUAUUGAUAUAUGUUUUUGAUACGCCUUUUUUCAUAAAUACAUGUAUAAUACAAUUUGAGAGCAAUUUGUAUUUAUUUUAUCUAAUUUUAUAUGAAGCAAAAAAAAAAAGAAAAAGAAAGAACGAACUAACACAGGGAAUCAAUCUGAUGCAAGUAUUUAUUCAACGUUGGUAAAAGUUACCCCCAUGCUGGAGAGGUACACUUUAUGUUUUUGUUGUUUGAUUAAAAGUUUAGCUCUUUCAAUUUCUAGCAGUUCCUUCUGAACGUUCAGUUUCUCCCUUUCAAUCUGUACCAAUUCUUCUUGGAAACGCAAAUUAUUUGCUCCAUAAGUGCCCUCUGGCUGUUUAACACGAGUAGAGAGUCUACUGCUACGUGAUUCCUGAUCUGAAAGUAAUAAUAUUAAAAUUAUAAUAUUUACGUUUUACAUAAUGAUUCUUCAUUGGUUUUAUUAUAUAAGAAUUUUUAAAAUCAAAAUCAAUAGUUAUAUAAACAAUGUCGACUUCUUGUUAUCUAUAUAUGUUUCAUAUUACAUCUUAUUAAUAUAUAUAUAUAUUAAUUAG
Magallana angulata is the source of this 1107-nucleotide messenger RNA. Its product is annotated as putative nuclease HARBI1. The coding region runs from base 38 to 523 and encodes 161 amino acids. The record is from RefSeq and is a predicted model, not a curated record. NCBI's taxonomy places the organism in Eukaryota, Metazoa, Mollusca, Bivalvia, Ostreida, Ostreidae. The transcript has a single exon.